Pelodiscus sinensis (Chinese soft-shelled turtle) is the source of this 933-nucleotide messenger RNA. The record is from RefSeq and is a predicted model, not a curated record. NCBI's taxonomy places the organism in Eukaryota, Metazoa, Chordata, Testudines, Trionychidae.
GCCUGAAUGAGCAUCAUGACUGAGUUCACCGGAGGGGAUGUUUACCAGGCAGAAUUUGACCCCAAGGCCUUUCUGGAAUAUUUUAAGUUUGGGGAAGACACCUGGAGAGAUGACUUUCUUAUCUUCAUCCUGAAACAAUACUGUAAAACCUUCACUUCAGGUGAUGUGAAAGGGAACACCUUGAUUGACAUCGGCAGUGGCCCCAACAUCCACCAGCUCCUGUCUGCCUGCGAGUCCUUUAAGGAGAUUGUCGCUUCCGACUAUACGUACAGGAACCACCGAGAACUGGAGAAAUGGCUGAAGAAUGAGCCGGGAGCAUUUGACUGGACCCCAGUGGUGAAAUACGUGUGUGAGCUAGAAGGAAACAGGCAAAAGGAGGCUGAGAAAGAGGCAAAGUUAAGGAAAACCAUCAAACGGGUUCUGAAAUGUGACGUCCACAAAAGCAACCCCAUGGAUCCAAUCAUCUUGCCUCUGGCAGACUGCCUGAUCUCAUCCCUGUGCUUGGAAGCUGCUAGCAAAGAUCAGAACACGUACCGCCUUGCUCUGAAGAACAUCAGCUCCCUGUUAAAACCUGGAGGACACUUGGUGCUGAGUGGAGAUUUGGGCUGCAGUUUCUUCAUGGUUGGCCCUAAAAGGUUCUCUUGUUUGGUGCUGGGAGAGGAAUUUCUGAGGGAAGCCCUCAGUGAAACUGGCUUUAGGAUUCAGGAGUUUGAGGUUCUUUUCAGGGAUGAUAAUGUCAUCGACGACAGCUCUGAUUUCUCUGGCAUGUACUUCAUUCUCGCUCGCAAAGAGGAAGUGGUGUAAAUCCUUGGGGCUCAUCUACACUACAGAGAAGAUUCAACCUGCAGCAAUCGAUCUUUCGGGGUUCGAAUGGGCAGGUCUAGUUAAGACAUGCUAAUUCAAACUGAGAAGAUGCUCCCAUCUCAACCAUUA